GCGAUGCACCUGCUACAGCUGUGAUAAUCCGCGUUUAAUCUGCGCAGCAACGUGUCUUUUAACUAAUUAAACUCACUACAAUUCGUACUGACGCUUUAAUUGAACGUGUACUAUCGUUUACUUUAACCAAAAUGUCCACGGAGGAGCUGUCAGCGUCGGACAGCGAGGCGAUGAUGGCCGGGGCUGGAGAGCGGUGGGCUCCGGUGGGCGCUGUGGCUACCCCCGAGGAGGAGAGCCGAGGGCAGCCGGGGAACAGACGCUCCAACUCGGCUUCAGAGGAGGAGAUGGCCAUGAGGAUGAGGAAGCUGGAGGAAGAGCAGGAGCUGUUAAACUCGUCUCUCCUCGCUUUGACGUCCCACUUUGCUCAGGUGCAGUUCCGUCUGAAGCAGAUUGUUCAUGCCCAGAGCGAGGAGAAGGAGAGGAUGCUGGCGGACCUGGAGGAGUUCGCUUUCCGAGGAUGUCCACACGUUGUCGGCUGCAGGCCCCAGGAUGCCUCGCUGCUUCAGAACUCGACGGAGAGAGAGAAGAGGGAGCGACUAGAGGCUCAGAGGGAGAAACAGAAGGACCUGAUCUUUCAGUUGAAGACUCAGCUCGAUGACCUGGAGCGAUUUGCCUAUCAGGAGGGCAGCUACGACUCCCUGCCCCAGUCUGUCGUCAUGGAGAGGCAGAAGGUGAUCAUAGACGAGCUGAUAAAGAAGCUGGAUGUGAAUUUGAACGAGGACAUCGGGAACCUGAGCCCAGAGGAGCUGAGGCAGAGAGUGGACAUGGCCAUCGCGCAGAUUGUGAAUCCAGCCAGAGUCAAAGAGCAGCUGGUGGAGCAGCUCAAAACACAGAUACGAGACCUCGAGAUGUUCAUCAACUUCAUACAAGAUGAGGUAGGAAACCCUCUUCUGUCUGGAGGAGCUAACUGUCAGCAACCUCAAAGUGAAGGAACUCAGACCAGAGCUCCAGGGGUCAAGAAGAAAGUGGACCCAGAGCAAGCACAGAAGCUCAGAGAGACCGGUCUUCAGCUCAUUCAACGCGCUCUGGCAGUCCUCCAGAUCUUCGCUGCCAGUCAGUUUGGCUGCGGCACGGGUCACGUUCCCCAAAACAUGUGGUCCCCCAACGCCACUGGGCAAGACUAUGGACCCCUUCUACAACGCCUGGAAACUGCUGUCGACAAAGUAAGAAUUUUAGGUUCAAGACGCCAGCCCUCUUUCGAACAUGUCGUGAACUACACCAGUAAUGCUGCUUUGGGACCCAGAGAUGAGCUAACAGCGGCUGUACGCAAAGAGCUAGCUAUAGCGUUGAAAGACUUGUUAGCGCACGGUUUAUGCUCACCAUCACAAACUGUCAGCUUGGUUUUAGCACCAAUAUCGUGCCUACUUCCUUACCGAACUACCCCGCGAGAUCUGCAUCCUUGGGAACUUUUCGUUAAAUACUACCACUCCAAAAACGGUAAAGCUUUCGUUGAAUCGCCAGCAAGACAGCUAUCGCAAUCCUUCAGUCUGCCAGUAGGGGGCGGGCAGGUGACUGUAACGCCAAAGCAGUCUCUUCUAUGGGCGAUUCAUACAGUUCUUAACGAGCACGAUAGAUUUAAAAGAGGUCCAGAUACGGAGUUUAAAGCUUUAAUUUGCAUGGCGUUGAAUGAACAAAGACUAGUUUCCUGGUUGAAUUUGCUGUGUAAGUCUGGAACCCUCAUUCACCCACAUUAUCAGCCGUGGAGUUACAUGGCGCAAACUGGAUUCGAAGGAGCGUUGCGUAUUUUGGGACGAAUCAGCCACCUUAAAUUCAACCUCCCCGUGGACCUCGCUGUGCGGCAACUCAAGAAUAUAAAGGACGCUUUCUGAAAAUAUGCGAAAUUGUUGUAUCCAAGGUUUGUAUGCUUACAUAGUAUAAGCUGGCAGGGGCGUAGUACUGGGGGGUUAUAGGGACUGUUUACCCAGGGCCCAGUGUACGGAUUGCCUGACCAGACAGCCCCUUUUACAUUCUGUAUGAAUCCAGAAGGGACUGAGGCUGGACCGAAGAGUGUGAAAAUCCUCCGUCCGAACUUGAGACAAUCCAAUGACAGCUGACUAAUCUGUAGCACGUGUCAAAUACAGAAGACCUCUCCUUUCUCAAAUUCUGGUAACAUUCAGAACAAAAUAUAUAACUCAAUUUACCUGAAAUAAAUAUCAGUUUGGUGCAUCAGUUGUUGAUUCUGUAAAAAUCUGUACAGCUUCUCAGUUCUUUAUGUGGAACUGAUUGGUUAAUCUGCCUGUCAAUCACACCCUUUGAAAUCAGGGAGACAGGAUAGAGCUCAAGAUCCACUUGUCUUCGUAAGGUUUUGUCAAAGUGUGUGGUUCUGACUGGUCAGGUAAGUGUAUGUAGGGGCCACUCACAAAAUCUGUAAUGUUUUUUUUUUCAUUAGCCAAUAUGUAGUGGGGGCCCAUCAAGAUGAUUUGUACCCAGAGCCCAGAAUUUGGUGCCACACCCCUGUAAGCAGGAGACUAAACACAGCAUUUCAAGCUUAAAUAAUUCAAUAUUUAUGCUCCCUUUACAUGUGAAAUUGGUUUAAAGCAGAACUAAGUAAGUAACUUUCAGCGAUAGAGCUCCCCCUGCAGCUCCCUUAUGAGAACACACUGUCAGGGAAGAGACUCAAAAGCACUUUUUUUUUUUCUUUUUUAUUGAAGUAACAUUGCCAGAAAGAGCCAGAGUUUCCCAGGACAACUCUCUCUCCAGGUUUAAGUUUCGAGGUUUAUUAUCUGUCAUUCAAACAUGCAAGAGAAAGACAUGACCCUGUGAUUAAACGAGAUGAGAACGAGCAGAUGUCUGCCAUGUUGUGAGGCUGUUUUUCCGCUUAUAGCCAGCAGGGGGAGACAACGGACACUGUAAACACACCAAAAAUACAUAUUUAGCCAUCACAGGGACUUACAAAAAUGUUUAAUAAGGUAAUAUGUUACUUAGUUCUGCAUUUAGGCUUUGUGCUUACUGUAAAAGCAUUUAUGCCAGAUGCUCUUCCUAAUGAAACCCUCUCCAUAUGUACAGACUGAACUAGUGCAAAAUGUAUUCAAAAUGUAAUGAUAAAAAAACAUUACUAUGAACUAAUGACAAACAGUGUAAGUAUUAUUUGACUUGAGAUUGUUACCUGCAUUUCUGUAUUCAUGUUAAAGGUGCACCGCAUAACUUUUCUUGUGUCCCUGGAGAUGUUUUUGCUUUGUCAAGAAUUUUCCUCAUUACGGAAUUGUGACAUUUAUUUCAUUGUGGGUCUUUUAUUAUCAAAAAUACUGGGUAGAUCUGACCUGUAAGUUGGCCUUGUGAUGCCAGCCUGCUUGUGUACCUAGCUACAAAUCAUUUUAAUGCCACAGUGUGAAACAUUCUAGGUGGCAAAGCAAUUUCCAACACUCCUGAUCCUCCACCAGAACAGUUGCGCAUUGCACCUUUAAUAUAUGAGUUAGAAAAUGGAUUCAAAAUGUACAUUGACAGGUUUUUUUACUGAAAGUUUCUUAUUUUUGUGAGAGACCUCCUUAAACUGUAUUUGCAAAACUGCUGGAGAAAAGUCUAAUAUUUGCUGCUUUAACCUGAGCUCAUAGGUUUUAAAUGCCCUUUGUUGAAGCUGCAUGACUUAAGUGUAAAUGCAUGGACAGUCCCAGUGAAUUUCUGUGUAAAAAUUCUAUAUUGUUUUUGCUGAAUAUGCCUUAGUAUGUGGUGACUGUGCUGCUGAUUACAAUUACUGUAUGAACUGUUAAGAACAUACUUGUAUUGUUACUCUUUCAUCCAAAUUAAAAACAUCCGGUUAACAUUAUUAUUUGAAAACUUAAAAAUGUCUAAGAUUUGACCAAUCACAUCGUACUUUACUUACUGAAUCUUCCGUAAUGCAACUGGGGCAACCAAACGGGCAGUAAGUAGAGUUGCCAAAAUUCUGCUCACUAAGAAUAAUGUUACUUCAAAAUGAUAUUAUUCUAGUUGAGGUAUUUAGGUAAGCUACAAAUAAAAGUAACUGCCUGAACGUAACAUCUGAUUUCUAAUUAGAAAUGGAUUUGGCAGAACGUAAAAUUAUACACAAAAUUUGGUAUUUUCAAAUUAUAGAAGACGACAAAAUAAACUAGAAUAUCUGAAGGAGCAGUGCAAGAAACACAGAUGUUCAAAUCAUUUAAUACUGAUAACAUAAACCUUUUGUCACUUGCAUUUACUCACUGCGGGAACAGCAACAGAAUUUUACUCAAGUAGAGUACUGUUACACUACUACUGACUACUUAAUACUACUUUUACUACUGCUACUGCUAUUACUACUAAGACUAUUGCUACUACUACUGCUGCUGCUACUAGUGCUAGUGCUAGUGCUACUGCGACGACGACUACAACUACUACUACUAAUAAGUUCUACUAAGUACUACUACUACUGAUGCUACUACUACCACUACUACUGCCACUACUGUUAGUACUUCUACUUUUCGUACUGGUAAUGUUACUACUGCCUUCUACAAACACUACUACUGCAAAUACUAAUUCUACUACUAAUGCUUUUUUAGUUCAUUUAAUAUGCACUUUAAACUAAUGUACUACUACUACUGCAUUUUCUUCCCUUAUUAUAUACAUCUGUACUCACAUAGGACAGUUUGUACUGAAAACCCCUUUAUGGCUUUACAAGUUUAUUUUUAGCUGUUGUGGUUUCACAUACUGCGCUAACAUGUAUAACAUCUAUGAGUGCUUGGCAAAUCGACCAAAAUGCUACUACCGCCUUUUGGCUUAUAAUUUAGUGUGAAAUUGUUGUCAUUCCAUGUAUUAAACAUUGCACCCAGUGAACUGCUGCUCCAGCUCUAUUUUAUGUUUAAAGGGCCUAUGUUGCACGAUUUUCUGAUCUAUGUUAUAAUGUUGUUUCCUCAUCACAAACAGAUCUGGAGUUGUGUUUUUUGUUCUGUAUAUUUAGGCUGAGUUCUGAAGUUUUUAAACUCCAUACCCCUUCACUAGUUAAUUUCAGCCCUGGAAUUGCCAGUUUCUACAAAACAAAAGGUAAAAAGUGGCUGUUAACUUUGACCUUUGAAUUUAAUUUGAAAACCACCACUUCAUGACAUCACAAGGAUGGACAGACUAAUAAUAAAGGAUUACUCAAACGUGUGAAUGAAACAAAACACAACUCGAGCUAUGUUUUUGUGGAGGUAACAACAUUCUAACAUGGCAAAAAGCGUAAACAUAAAAAUUUGUGUAAUAUAGGACCUUUUUAAAUUUGCAGUUUCAUUUGACCUUUUAUUUGUUAAGAAAUUAUUGAGUUUUGUUACGUUGAUGUCUGAAUGUAUAAACAAAAGUGCUAUUAUCUCAUUCAUGUGCAAAUGUUUGUAAAUUGUAUUCAUAAUUUCAAAUAUAUUUUAUCUUUUCUGUCAAAUAUUUAUUUAUGGAGUCAUAUGUAGCUCUAAUUGAUUUAGCAGCCAAUUAGUAGCCAAUUUUCAAGACGAUUUUCUGAUUUUCUGUUUGUUGGUAAUUGCAAAUUCCAACAAAAUUAAGUAUUUAUGUUUUGUUUUUGUUUUUAUUAUAUCCCAAAUAAAGCUGGAAUAAAAGCAAAAUUUUAAUUCAUCAUA
This is a messenger RNA of Boleophthalmus pectinirostris (great blue-spotted mudskipper), 5534 nucleotides long. It is a transcript of the gene rundc1, whose product is annotated as RUN domain containing 1. Lineage: Eukaryota; Metazoa; Chordata; Actinopteri; Gobiiformes; Gobiidae. Bases 132 to 1829 code for a protein of 565 amino acids. The transcript is spliced from 5 exons. The record is from RefSeq and is a predicted model, not a curated record.